This is a messenger RNA of Sebastes umbrosus (honeycomb rockfish), 4537 nucleotides long. RefSeq names its product ankyrin repeat and fibronectin type-III domain-containing protein 1-like. Gene Ontology annotation, biological process: regulation of establishment of bipolar cell polarity; establishment of mitotic spindle orientation. Gene Ontology annotation, cellular component: spindle. NCBI's taxonomy places the organism in Eukaryota, Metazoa, Chordata, Actinopteri, Perciformes, Sebastidae. The transcript is spliced from 20 exons. Gene Ontology annotation, molecular function: protein binding. Bases 596 to 3856 code for a protein of 1086 amino acids. The record is from RefSeq and is a predicted model, not a curated record.
GUGGCUAUAAAAUCCUGGAUUAUUAUUAUUAUUAUUAUUAUUAUUAUUAUUAUUAUUAAUAAUAAGAAAAAAACACUGGAGCCUAUCAGUUCACUAUUUAUGUUAGAAAGAACUUCUUUUUUUAGUUAUUUUAAAAAGUUUGUUUCUGAGAAAUUAAAUGAGAUAAAGUAGGAAGAGGGCGGAACAAGGAAGACGUGUGUGUGUGUGUGUGUGCGUGUGCGUGUGUGUGCGUGCGUGUGUGUGUGUGUGUGUGAAGCAGCAGUCUCUCACUGUGGUGUAACGUUCAGGUGCUCUUCACCCUCAGAGGUGAAAACUCCUCAAGUCGUUCCGAUGGAUUAUGUCUGAUAUCUGACCAACAGGCGGUCAUUUACUAAAACAAUACUAAGAACAUGUGGAAGUCCCGCUGCAGCGUUGGAGAACAGGCCGGUUGAAGUGAAAGUAACGACUCACGCACUUUCCACAUCUGAUGCAAGACAUAAUAAACAAACAGGGGAACCAAUAACAGCGCCAGCAUCCCCACAUAUAGACAGUGCAGGUACUGUGUGAGCCGGUGACUCACACAGGAAGGUAGCAGCUAUCUCCAUCCUCUCCUGUCAUGUCUGUAUCCAUGAGGAACCAAGUCCAGCGCCGCCGCUCUCUGGGCCCCGUCUCGGCCAAACGCAUCUACAGAAACCUGUCCGUCCGACUCAGGGGCGGAGAGUCAUCUGUUGCUACGGAAACGGACGCGCCCAAACACCUCAGCAAGUCUGCAGAUGCUUACAAGACCCUGUGGGAUGCAGUGGAGAACGAGGACACUUUGGCCGUGCAGAGCCUGCUGUCCAGAGACCACACCAACUGUGGAGGAGGAGGAGGUGGAGGAGGAGGAGGAGGAGGAGGAGGUGGAGGAGGAAGCAUGUGGGAGAGAGGGGGGGAGAAGAAGGAGAAGGACUGGGAGAGAGAGAGGGAGAAGGGGGUGAACAGGGUGAGCGAACAGGGCCUGGUCCCCCUGGACGUUGCCGCCCUUACCCACAAUUCCCCUCUGCUCCACGUGUUGACAAAGGCGGGAGCCAGACAUAACCCUGUUUUGUGCCGACCAGCAGAGUGGGCGCUCAAGCUGGACGCUCUGGUGGCGCUGGCGGGCAAACAGGUGGAGGAGAGGAAGAAGGAGCUAGUGAGGAAGGCGGGGGCAGGGCCUCAGGCACAGGCCGACGUCCACAGACACAUCCGUCUCUGCAGCCUCCGGCUGCAACUGUACUGCCGGAUGAGACAGAACUUCCACAGCACAGAGCUCCCAGGGUCUCCCAGUCAUGUGUCCAUACUGGUGACCAGCACAUCCUCUCUGUUUGUGGCAAUCAAAGAGCCAGAAGGGGACAACAUGGGGCUCAUCACCCGCUACAGAGUGGAAUGGAGCACCUCAGCCAGCUUCAAACGCGUCCUUGGCUCAGCCCAGGUUACAGAGACCAAGAACCCAUCCUAUAGCAUCAAGGGACUCACAGCGGGAGCGCAUUACUUUGUAAGAGCGAGCUGCUACAACGUGAAAGGAUGGGGCCCGCCUCAGUGCUCCUCUCCAGUCAGCGCUGCCCCCUCCAGUUGGAGAGAGUGCAUCGGCGUGAAGUCGCAGUUCAGAAAUCACGAGGGCCUUGUGAGGAAACUGCUGGAAGACGCCAGAGAACAGCAUUACAGAGGGUUCUGCAUAGAGAGCUCUAAGCCCCAGAGUCCCAGCAAGCGUCUGUCUGUGUCUCGAGGCAUCAAACAACUGUUCCAGUCCGCCACAAAGUUUGUUCGUCUCCUACAGAGGGGCGUGUACCUGGCUACUGUGUUCUACCACAAGGAAAACAUCCUGGUGACCGCUGAAGAUCAAAUCCCACUGGUGGAGAUCCAGUGCUGCUCCACCUCCAUCACCCAAGACUUUCUCUGGUUUGCCAAGUUGUCCUGUGCAUGGCAACAAGUGCCCUGGCUCCAGCAGGCCCUUUCCUCUGCUCAUUCAUCUCCCUCCUCCCUCCUUCAGAACAGGCACAACAUUUUAAGAGCCGUUUCCCAGCUGCAGUCUUCCCUGGGAACAAUGGACCUGGGCCAGGUGUACUACGAACCUCUGAAAGACCGGCAGGGCAACGUCUUACUAGUGACUCUGAAGGAGUUUCCAAAAUCGCCCAGCCCUCCUGACCCUCCGCUCCACUGGAUGCCCCUGGCUCGCCUGGAGAAGAACCGCAGCAGAACUCCUCUGCUGCCGGAGCCCACCGCCAUGGACAUGCUUUAUGACCAGCUCAAGGAGAAACUAUCCCUCCACAGGCACAGCAUUCAGUUGGCCAAGCCGGGUCUGUACGUGGGCAUCCUGAAACUGUGCAGCUCAGUGGAGCAGAUCAGGGUGCUGGUGCCCCAGAGGCUACCCAAUGUCCUCUGCCACACACGGGUCCGGCACAACGCCCACGUCUCCAGAGAGGAGUGGGAAUGGCUUCAGAGUCACGUUUACACCGCAGCCAAUGACAGCGUUCCCGACCUGUUGAGCGGCGAGGACGAGAGCGUGAUGGAGAGCAGCGGGCUGGUGGAGUUCGUCAUGUCUCUGAGAGCGGCAAUCACACAUCUCCUGACGAAGCUCAACAUCCCCCUCUAUAGGGCGUACCAGUAUGGUGUGUACACCCGGGAGCUGCUGCAGUUUGGAGACAAGAUGUCCAUGCUGCUGCUGCUGCCUCCCAGUGAGGACUUCAGCUCCAGCUACUGGCCUCUGAUGGGGACCAAAGAGCCGGGGCUCACCAUGCCCCUGCAGAUCUUUGAGCUGGUUCACUUUUGGACGUAUGAACGGGACUUCCUGUCCCAGUACUGCCAGGCCUGGGUGAGGAUGGAGGUGGACACUCAUCUGGCCCAGCAGGCUCUGCGGGAGGCGCUGGACACCAAGGAAGUGCAGGAAGCCCGAGAGCGCCUGAACCACAUCACUGAGCUUUCCCAUCGUUUGGAUGUGGUGUGGAGGGAUGCCCGCUGGAUUAUGGACUGCCUGCAGUGCGUUCGGUCAAAGCAGUGGGUGGGGGCGGUGCCUCUGGGCUUGGUGAUGGGAGGAGACCCGCCGCCGCGCCCCGACGGUGAGGAAGAGGAGGAGAGCUUGACCGCCAGACUGACGUGGCCCCAUCGGAUACAAGCACAGAGAGCCAUCGCAGAGUGUUUAGUCAGUGCGACUCCACCAAAUGUCGUCUCUGCCGAGAUCGCCGCUACAUCAGGAAUCCUGGCUGUCCCUGAAGAGGCAACGCUGUUAAUGGAGGGCGUCGCGAAGGGAGGAUACCCCGUAGACAUCACCGCCCAGUCAACUGUGGACUUGACCGCCAUCGGCCCGUCAGAAUUGGGAUGUGCAAGCGCUUUGCUCGAAUCUGGACUAGAGCCUGGUGCUGUUGCACAGUUUGAAGGGGGGUUCACAGUUUUGGACACACAGGAGUCCUACAGCAAGGAACAGGACUUUCCUUCCAGCAUCACUGAGGUAAUCCGGCCGAUGGAGAUGGCAGAGCUGGUGGACAUCUUGCCCACGCUGAGUCUUAUUGAGGAGGAGACCCCCAGUGGCCCGUCUACACCGUCAGUAAUGGAUAUGCUAGAGAGCUUUGGAUUUGGGAUCGGUGAAAGCAACACCUUCUUUGACUUGGAGAACUCAGCUGGAUGUCUGUCACAGCCUAGCCUGCACUGUAACAGCAGCAGUAGAGUGAGAGAGACGCACUGUGAGAACACAGACAUGUCUGCCUCUCUCGCCACGGUGAACGCCACAGGUGGUGACGUGCCUGUUCUGAGCUGGGAUUUUCCUCCAGAGGAUACAGACACUCAGCAGGUUCCCAGCAAGAAAGCGUCCUUUCCAUUGAGAAACCAGGUGGGGUGGGACAGACCCGCCGACAGUUCAUCCUGAUAUUGACUCAAGCACCAGCCUGCUUCCACCUUGUGUCAAUUUAAAACCAAAUCAGUAGGCUGCAGCACAGUUGAUUUACAGUUUUUUGGGCUUGGAAAUGACAUUUUUUUCUUUGUCAGUCAGUGUCCAACUGCCUAGUUAAUAUUAACUGCUGUGGAGGAAAAUUCAAGGAACAUACAAGAGAUAGAUACAACUUCAUCUAACACACGAUUUAUGUUGUUUGCACAUAUCUGGGCCUGUAGUUUCUCUUUUCUAAAGUUCAGUCCAUUAGAGCAGAGGUUUUCAAAGUGUGAGGUGGGCCUCCCCAGGGGGAUCCAAACACUUUCAGUGGAAGGCUCAGUGAAUAUAAGUGAAAACAUAUUACAUUAGUUAUCAAAAGAUCAUAGGUCUCUCGGGGGAAUUUGACUGUUUUUCCCACUUUCCCAGUGUCAAAAACUAAUAAACCCUUAGGACAGACAUUGUUUUAGGUAUUUGGUGUGGUCUGAAAUUAUGUCAAACAGCAAUAAUAUACUAUCUUGGCUCAAUUGUCGAGUGUCUAUGGGAUCAAAUAACAAUCAUAGGGCAACCCCCUCUUAGUCGAUUAGCUGACUAAUCGGUCGUUUUGGACUUAGUCAACUAAGAUUUCUUUAGUCGAUUAGUCAUUUGUAAUGUUUUUUUUAAUGCUGAAUUUCUUACUACUAC